CCUCCUAGACAAAGCAGUUCUGUUUUUCUUAGAUAGGAAAAAGAAAAAUACUAGAAGUGAUGGGUAGCAUAGUGAAGAACUGGAGAGAACUAAGUGGGGAGAACAACUGGGAACGGUUGUUGAAUCCUCUCGACAGUGAUCUCUGCCGGUUUAUUGUUCAUUGCGGCGAGAGAACACAGGCUAUAGAAGACAGCGUGCAUGAGUGGGUUCAAGAAGAGGUUAAGAGGCUGGUGAAGCACAGCUAUUAUAAGGAAAAUGGACAGGUCAGCAUAACCGUGACCGGCCAUAGCGUGGGUGCGGCAUUGGCUACACUGAACGCGGUGGACUUGGUCGUCAAUCAAUAUAACAAACCGUCGAAUGGAUCAGACAAUAGCGGCUGCAUGGUUUCAGCUAUUGUUUCUGGCUGCCCUCGAAUUGGAAACGACGGCUUCUCCCAAUUCCUCUCAAGACUCAAAGGUAUUCAUAUUUUACGCAUCACCAACGCCGAUGAUCCUGUCCCUAACCUGCCAAAGUGGCUGCAAAUUCGGUUCACAUACACCCAUGUGGGCAAGGAGUUGAAAAUCAACGGAGUCGCCAACACACCGGACGGCGAGGGAGAAACACUGGAGCGUGAGUACAAGCUAUUGAACAAAUUCGAAGAUAUCAUAAAGGAGGAAUAUCAUGUGCAACCCGCAUGGUGGGUGGAGAUGAACAAGGAUAUGGUUCAGCUGGAUGAUGGGUCCUGGGGUUUGGAUUUAAAGUACUAUGCCCCAAUACAAGGUUCCGAUUGGACGUCGGUUUAGCUUAUUUAGACACGUUUGUGUCUUAUUCCAAUAAUCUUAAUUUACUGUUUGGGCUGGGGUUUCCCUGAUUUUUCUCUUUCUUCCUUUGUUUCUUGAUUGAAUAAGACGAGCUAGGUUGAUCGUUGGUGAUGCGACCUCUCAAUUUCGUACUUAUCCCAUGUAGUUUGUGAUUAGUACUAAAUACUUGUAAUGACACCUUUCAAGGAAAAAAUUGGAUAUAAGAUUGUAUUUACAUAAUCAUUGUGUGAAUUUCAUGUAAUAUAAGAUUGUGUUUACA
Rubroshorea leprosula is the source of this 1059-nucleotide messenger RNA. The record is from the annotation of a GenBank genome assembly. NCBI's taxonomy places the organism in Eukaryota, Viridiplantae, Streptophyta, Magnoliopsida, Malvales, Dipterocarpaceae.